ACCGCUGGAGCCCUGAAUGGGGCAGGCAGGAACAGGGACCGUCUGAAGGCGGGGCGACACGUGACUGCAGGUGAAACAGGAGGAGCUGCUUACUCAACAGGGCCCUCUUUUGUUCUUCCUUCCUUCCCUCUUUCCCCACCUCCUCUUCUCACGCUGACUUCUCUCCUGGCUGCCACCGGAGUUUCCACGCUGUCUCCCGGCAAGACCCGUCUCCGGAUCCGGCAUCUCAAGAGCGCACCUGGAGAGGAAGCCGAAGCUAGGAGGGAACUGGGAUUCGGAGACAGACCAGAGCCCCUUCUCCACCCAGCUCAGAGGGACUGGGAGGGGGUCAGCGCACGAGGAUCACCAAACGGAGCAGCAGGAGACAGAGGGGUCCAGCUUCGGACAGAUGCCGUCAGAUUGAAUUUCGUAACCUUUUUUCGUCCAAUGCCUCUGCGGAUUUGGAAAGUCAAGGGUGGAGGUGAAGAAAGUGGAUUGUUGGAAAGUUUCUGACCGAGGAUCGGCCAAGGCUGUUGUCUUUUGGGAGGGUGACAGGCCUCCGGUUGUUUCUACUGCCUCUGAUCUGCUUCCAAGAGUUUGGGAAGAGAAAGACUCUGGGACCGAUUUGGGGACUCAUCUGCGCUUUCUGUUCUACAAGAUGAGAUGAGGAACCAGCUAAGAAAUAGGAACUGGACAUCUGAAGACUGUGAAGCAUCAGAAAACUUAGCAAAAGCCAAACAAGGGAAGAGUUUCUAAGAACUUUUGAAAGAGCUAGAGAACGCUAUUAGCUGCUACUAACUGUCCGACUCAGGAAUACCUACCACUAAAUUAUUUCUUUACGUGUCUAACCUUUUAUUUAUUCUUGGUGGACUAGUCUCUCCUCCUGGUUUUGAAUCCAGCCAUGGCUUUCUCCCAGGUUCAGUGUCUGGACGACAGCCACGUCAACUGGAGAUCCAGCGAAUCCAAACCAGAAUUCUUCUACAGCGAGGAGCAGAGGUUGGCCUUGGAAGCUCUGGUAUCAAAAGGGCCAGAAGCUUUCUACGAAGUUCUCAAGAAGGAGAGCAUUCGGGACUUCCUCUCCGAGCUGGAGCUCAAAAAAGUCUUGGAGACCUUGGAAACCUACGACCCUGGUGCCGAAUAUCCCCCCAAGGACAAGAGUGGCUGUGUGGACUGCAGCAGCCAGACUGAUGACCAGGGCCCAGGGCCUUCUUUGGAAUACUGGCCGGAAAGGUCUGACCGAUCCAUCCCGCAACUGGACCUCGGCUGGCCAGAGGCCAUUGCUUACCGUGGGGUUACCCGGGCUGCAGUCUACAUGCAGCCACCCAUUGACUACCAGCCCCACAUCAAAGAGGUUGUGCGCAAGAUGAUCUUCCAGGCUCAGAAGGUUGUAGCAGUGGUCAUGGACAUGUUCACAGACGUCGACAUCUUCAAGGACCUCCUGGAUGCAGGCUUCAAGCGGAAAGUGGCCAUCUACAUCAUCAUAGAUGAAUCCAACCUGAAAUAUUUCCUCCAGAUGUGCGAGCGAGCCCAGAUGCACACCGGCCACCUGAAGAAUCUCCGUGUUUGCACCAUUGGAGGGACCGAGUUUUUCACCCGCUCAGCCAUGAAGUUCAAGGGUGCCUUGGCUCAGAAGUUCAUGUUUGUGGACGGGGACAAAGCCAUGUGUGGCUCUUACAGCUUCACCUGGUCAGCUGCAAGGACCGACCGGAAUGUCAUUUCCGUCCUUUCGGGACAGGUGGUUGAGGCCUUUGACAAGCAGUUCCAGGAGCUGUACCUCAUGUCUCGGAGCAUCAGCCUAAAAUCCAUCCGCAUGGGAGAGGAACCGGAACCCGAGCCGGUCAUCCUGCCCUCUGUUAUCCCAGUGAGCCCGGCCAACUCCACGGCCAAGAAGAUGGUCAAUCCGAAGUACGCCCUCGUCAAGGCGAAAAGCACCGAGCAGAUGGUCAGUGGCAAAGCCAGCAGUGACAAGAUUCUCACCGAACAACAACGGGCAGAAGCCCAAAGCAAGGUCAUCCCCGAAGGCCGCGUGUCCGAGCGGCCCAGCAACCCUGUCGAGAUGGUGCCGCCUGUCCACCCGGGGCUCCUCAACCUGGAGAGGGCCAACAUGUUUGAUUACCUGCCCACGUGGGUGGAGCCUGACCCAGAACCCGGAAGCGAGGUUCUGGGCUACAUCAACAUUAUCGACCCCAAGGUGAAGAACAUUCAGCUGUCCCAAAUCAACCGCAUCAAGGUGUGCGACAUCUCCAAGGCCAGCACCCGGCACAGGCAGAUGCUCAAGCAAGAGGCCCAAGAGGCCAAGAGCAAACCUGGCCAAGAACCUUCCCUGACUUCUCCCCCCCGGGUGGAAGCUGCCCCUUCCCCGGCCCAGAACCAGGAGCCUCCCCCAAAACCGUUGGCCACCAGCCCCACAGAAAAGACUCCCAAGAACCCAGUCAAUGGAGAGACAUUCGCCACUCUGGCCAACAACCAGCACUUGAAGCAACUGCUGGACCCCCAAGCAGAUGACGGAGGUGCUGCUUCCCCAGUCCCCAAACCAAGGGCAGUCCACGCGAUGGACCCGAUCUCCAAGAAAACAGGACCUGCGGAGGGAGCAGUGAUGGCAGAGGACCCUCUCGUACAUCAGCCAAGGACCAACACCACAAAUGCGUCACCCAAAGAAGGAACCACACAGAUUGCAAACCCAGGGAGCCGUCUCAAGGUGAGCAAGGAAACAGCUGGGACACAGGAAGGAAACGGCUUCCCUGUGAACGGGGUGCAAAGUGGUGAGGGGGAGGAGGAAGAGGAGGAAGACUACGUAACCUUCAGUGACCACGAGAGCCUGUCCAGCAGCUCCCCUACCCAUAGCUGCAACCCCUCCAACGCAUCCUUCCACUCCAACAAGCACGGGGGGCAAGACCACAUUUGCCUCCUGCGGAGGACCAACUCCGACUUCCUUCUCAACGGAGAGGGGCCCGGCCUUCACCACUUGCAAAGGAAACUGAGUGAGCCUCACAUCAGCCGGGGGACCUUUGUAAGCCCCCUGGGGAGCCCCCCGCCAAGGCUAACUCCACCUCUGGAGGAAGCCACACAGAGAAGGAGGCGGAAAAGUGACAGCAUGGAGGAGACGAGGUGCGUUUGGGAAAGGGGCCAUCACCUGCAUGCUUUACCUGAUGGCUACAUUACCUGUUCGAGCGAUGCUCCACAGAGGUCCCAGUUGUUCUGCUACGGAUCCAGGGUGCAGGUGUCGGCAGAAAGAGGCAAAAGCCGUCCCCAGCCGAGGAAAAGCCCAGAAGAGGGCAAGCGUCAGCAGGACAGAACUGGGGCCAAGAAACUCGCCCCAGGCCUCGUCAGCCCCUUGUACUGGCAAAAGAAAAACCUCGCCUCUGCCAAGAACGCCCAGCCCGGCCCCCUCUCCCACGGAGGUGGCGCCAGCGCCUCAAGAGCCGCUGGUCAAGUCCUGACCCCGUUCCACGAAGGCCACAGGGCCCCAAAAGAAAUGGGGACUCCGCUGGGCAUCCCUCUGUCCAAGCUGUCUCAGUCGAAGCACCUGAAGAGCAAGGCAUCCCAGUUGUCCGAGCCCAAAAGGAAGCCUGCGGGGACCGCCCACCCCAAGGAGCAGUAAGACCGCGGGAGACACCAAAACGACGAACGGGACGGCUGUUGCCCGCAGGAGGGGGCCGAGCAGCUUUGGAAUUACCUGGUCGGUACACCAGUACCAGGUGGCCAAGA
Molecule: messenger RNA, 3687 nt
Organism: Python bivittatus (Burmese python)
Lineage: Eukaryota; Metazoa; Chordata; Lepidosauria; Squamata; Pythonidae
Gene: SACK1G
Product: scaffolding CK1 anchoring protein G
Biological process (GO): BMP signaling pathway
Cellular component (GO): cytosol; nucleus
Molecular function (GO): protein kinase binding
Source: RefSeq, a predicted model, not a curated record